Molecule: messenger RNA, 423 nt
Organism: Lactuca saligna
Lineage: Eukaryota; Viridiplantae; Streptophyta; Magnoliopsida; Asterales; Asteraceae
Source: the annotation of a GenBank genome assembly
AUGUCUCAUGAUCACAUGGACAUGCCCAUGCCGAUGCCCAAGGCUAAUACCACCGCCAUGCAUAACAUGGCUACGAUGCACAUGACCUUCUUCUGGGGCAAAGAUGUAGUAAUGUUAUUCAACGACUGGCCUAAUGGCAAGUUAGGCAUGUAUAUUUUGGCUUUAGCUUUUGUGUUCGUUCUUGCUGUUGCAGUCGAGUUCUUUUCUGUGUUCACAACCAUCAAGACAGGAGCAUAUACGAUUUCGGGUUGUCUGACUCAGGCUUUUGUUUAUGGAUUCCGUAUGGGUCUUGCAUACCUUGUAAUGUUGUCUGUGAUGUCAUACAAUCUUGGUGUUUUUAUUGUUGUGGUGGUGGGACAUGCCGCCGGAUUUUUUCUAGUGAAGUAUCGGUUGUCUUUGAAAACCAAGGAUGAUCCGGUAUGA